UCGAUUUUUUUUUUCGCUUUCAGAGAUUAUUUCGUACUUCAAGGGAGAUUGGGAGACCUACCGAACUUACAAAAAUCGGGAUUUUUAUUUUUUUUAUUUUUCUCGAAAAUUUUUGUUGCAAAGUUCAAACUUUUCUCGUUUGAUUAGUGGCUCCUUAUCUAAGUGUGAGUUGGGCGAUUAUCCCACCCACCCCUCCCCACCUAUGUUGUUGCCAUCUCUCACCUUGCCGUUUUUGUUUGUAUCCGGGUACCCCCUGGGGCGGCAUUGGUAAGUUGCCACAUCAGCAGGCCACGUCAGCAGACCACUUCAGCAGGACACGUCAGCAGGCUACAUAAGUAUGUCAGCAGACCACGUCAGCAGGCCACGUCAGCAGGACACGUCAGCAUUGCCACGUCAGCAGCAAGGGAUACCACAUCAGCAGGCACCGGUUUGGUCUAUGCUGUUGUGUUCACAGACAGCAGUCAUGGACCAGAAGGCCGGGAAAACAGACGAGGCCUAUCAGGCGCGCAUGUUAGCCUCGAGUACUGAGACAAAGAAGAGGGCAGAUGACGCUGCCGCAGCAGCCAAGAAAAGGGCAGAGGAUGCCGAGCAGGCACGUCUGCUGGCCGUGGAACAACAGUGUCAGCACGACGAGGCAACAACAAGGGCUGCUGGUCGUGAGAAGAUAUUCACUGGAGAGCGGGCAUUACUUACCAUGGCAGCAGAAUGGCGAAGCGAGGCCGAGAACAGCCAGAGGCGGAGAUCCUUGGUCUCGACGGUAGCUCAGCUCCAGGACCGCCUUCAGUGGGUGGAGCAGCGACCAGUCGCCACUGCUGACGCAGGCUCUUCUUACACUGCCGACCGCCUCACCGCAUUGGAGAUGCACGUCGGCUCCCUCCAGGAUGGCGCACAGUUACAGCAGACCGCGACGCAACAAUUGCAGCAGCGGAUCUGCACUACCGCCACCACCUCGAGUCCGGAGCCGCGCGAGACAACUCCUAAGUUCGAUGGGCAGGAGAUCUUCCACGACUCAAUCAAGACAGAUCCGGUUCCAUGGUUUCGCAAGUUUGAGCUCACGCUGCAGCUCCACAACGUCAAGGAAAACAAGCACCACGCUUACUUGUACUCUCGCUCAGGGGGCGCGUGUCGGGCGUGGUUGGACAACUUGUUGUCCAAGUACGGAGUGGUAGCAACGGACUUGCACACCAUGAUCAACUGGGAUGAUCUGAAGGCGGCGUGGCACAAGCGGCUCCAGGUGGAGCCGCCAGAGAUCAAAGCCAUGGACAAGCUCAUGGUCUUCGAGCAAGGCACGCUGCCGAGUACGGAGUGGAUCGCCGAGUACCAACGCUUGACGUCAGUCCCAGACAUCCAGAUGGGCUUCAAGGCCAUCCGCCACUACUUCAUCUCAAGGUCAUGUCCGGCAUUGAGCAAUGCCCUGACGCAUGUCGAGGACACCUUGACGACGACGGCGGAAUUAUUUGACAAGGCUGCCAGAUCAUCGUCACGAACAAGGAGGCCAAGAACCUCCGUUCAUCUGCCAAAGGAGACGCUCUCAGUUAUUGCGUGGAUCAGUGGAGAUGGUGUGCCAGAGUUGUUCAACACAACCUCUCCAGAGCAGUCAAUGCCAACCGCGGUCUCAAACAUCGUUCAGGCGGCCGUUCGAGGGAAGUUCAUGGUCCGUCUGAUACCAGACGAACCAAUGGGCAGAUUCAUCCUGGACCUGGCGAAUGGCAAGAGGUUGAAAUUCUUCGUCUCAAUCUUUGAUGCUCUGCCGCACGCACCAUCUCUCCGCAUCCGUGAGGGAGCGACACAGCGAUCGUUGGAGAUAGCGAGCUGCGCCUUGCACGAGAGCGAGAGUUCUCGUUCCAGGAUCGAAAAGAGAACCAUGAGUGCGACUUCGACGGCCCUGCGGCGAAUGGCCCAGCAGCAGCGGGCCCGACUUCUUUACCGGAAGACCCUGAAGAACGUUCUCAGCUGGGCGGUCCAUCGCGAGAUAUUUUACCCGGAGGCCGCCAAGGUGAGGGCGGAGUUCGAGCAGAACAGGUUCGAGGAAAAUAUGGAGCGGGUUGACCGUCUGAUAAGCGAAGGCGAGCAGCGGCUGCAAAAGAAGAUCCAUCCUGAUCCCUACAUCGUCCCCGUCGAAUUCGCCGGCUCGAAGUACAAUCGCAAUCCUCCGGUUCCUCCAGAGGUCGAGCUGGUUUACGACUUUGGGAAGGAGCAAUACUGAUUGUUCCUAUUCGUUGACGUCAACCCCGGCGAAGUACAAUCGCAAUCCGCCGGUUCCCCCGGAGGUCGAGUUGGUUUACGACUUUGGGAAAGAGGAGGGACACUGAUUGUUCUUAUUCGUUGACGUCAACCCUUCUUUCUUGUAGUAUGGUCCACAUCAUGCGAACUUCUUCUUCGCACAUUAUGGAUUUUAUCUUUUUUUGGAUUUAAGUGGUUUUUUUUUUUUUUUUUUUUUUCCGAUUCAAGCUCCCCACUACUUUGAUGCCGAGGGUGUGACGAUGCGGUCUUAUCCGUUGACGUCAACCGCAAAUGGGUGGUUUUGAACUGGCUUAGAGAUUGCCUGAUCAUUGUUACAUAUAUAUAUGACUUUGACUUUGUGCCGAUCUCA
Molecule: messenger RNA, 2593 nt
Organism: Chara braunii
Lineage: Eukaryota; Viridiplantae; Streptophyta; Charophyceae; Charales; Characeae
Source: the annotation of a GenBank genome assembly